AUGAGGCUUCCAGCCCCUUGGAAGCCAUGCGAGUCGGAAGACGGGGAGAUCUUCUACUUCAAUUUCGAGACAGGCGAAAGUGUUUGGGACCAUCCCUGCGAUGAGCACUACCGCAAGGUCUACGAGAAAUACAAGGCCAAAAAGGACGGCGACAAGGCGCCGGCCGGUGACGACAAGAAGACGAAGGACAAGAAAGACAAGAAGGACAAGAAGGCGCGCAAAAGCGGCUCCGGCGACAUGCUGGGGCUAAGCGGUGAGCUGGACAUGCCGAAGAUGGAUCUGCCGAAGCCCGGGGAGUCGCUCUUCGGGAAGCCCAGCAAGAACAAGCUGGUCUUCGACUGCAAGCCGAAGGCCAAGGCGGAGCCUUCGCCUUCGCCUUCCGCCCCUUCGGCAUCGCCGGGGCCCAGCGCCCCGGGCGCCUCUCCCAGCGCCGCCUCAGCGACCUCGGCGGCCUCCGGCAAGACCAGCGUCUUCGAAGCCCAGAGGGGAAAGAUGGAGGCAGACCACCAGGAGAGCCUGCAGCGACUUGAACGAGAGCACCAGGAAAAGUUGCGGCAGCUGCAUGCGGACUUCGAGCGUCAGAGGGAGGAGCAGUUGGAGCGAACCCAGCACCUCCGCCUUGAGAUCGAGAGGAGCGACAGCUUGCCGAGGACGAGCCGUGCCGAGGCCGAGCGCCAGGUCGAAGACUCCAUGCGGCAUCUUCGGGACCAGCUGGAGCGCGAGAGGCGUGCGCGCAUGGAGCGGGACAUCGAGGAGCGGCUGAAGCCUUCGGCGGCAGCCAUGGAGCGGGAAGCCCGCGCCAAGAUGGAGCGGGAGGCGGAGGAGCGGGCUCGUGCCGGCAUGGAGGCUAUGGAGAGGCUGGCAAAGGAGAAGCUGGAGAAAGAAGUGGAGCAGAGGGAGCGGGCCGCAGUGCUGAACAAUCGGCUUGCUACUGGGCAGAUUUAG
Messenger RNA from Effrenium voratum, 945 nucleotides. NCBI's taxonomy places the organism in Eukaryota, Dinophyceae, Suessiales, Symbiodiniaceae. The record is from the annotation of a GenBank genome assembly.